AUGAAGACGUCCGCAGCACUCCUCUUCCUCGUCUCGCUCGCCUCGGCGGCGCCGACAACCCCCUCCCCGGCGGCUGAGGCCGCCGCGGUGCUCGAGGGCCGGCAAAUCCAGACGCUGUGCGAGCAGUACGGCUACUGGUCGGGCAACGGCUACUACGUCAACAACAACAUGUGGGGCAAGGACUCGGGUUCUGGAUCGCAGUGCACCUAUGUCGACACCAGCUCGGCGAACCACGUCAGCUGGCGCAGCACUUGGCAGUGGUCUGGCGGCCAGAACAACGUCAAGAGCUACCCCUACUCGGGCAGAACCAUCCAGAGGGGCCGCACCAUCGCCAGCAUAACCGCCCUGCCCAGCGUGGUCCAGUGGAACUACAACAACGGCAACAUCCGUGCCAACGUCGCCUACGACCUCUUCACCAGCACGGACCCGAACCGCGACAACACGCACGGUGACUACGAGCUCAUGGUCUGGCUCGCCCGCUACGGCGACGUCCAGCCCAUUGGCAGCCAGAUCGGCAGCGCCAACGUCGGCGGCCGCAACUGGCAGCUGUGGAGCGGUCUCAACAACGGCAUGCGCGUCUACAGCUUCGUCACCACGCAGGGCCCCAUUACCAAUUUCAACGCCGACAUCAAGCUGUUCUUCACUUAUCUGCAGCAGAGCCAAGGAUUCCCAGCCAACCAGCAGUACCUCACCACCUUCCAAUUCGGCACCGAGCCAUUCACGGGCGGCCAGACCACCUUCCAGGUCAACUCGUUCGGAGCCAACGUGCAGUAA
Pyricularia pennisetigena is the source of this 774-nucleotide messenger RNA. RefSeq lists its product as uncharacterized. The record is from RefSeq and is a predicted model, not a curated record. Gene Ontology annotation, biological process: polysaccharide catabolic process. Lineage: Eukaryota; Fungi; Ascomycota; Sordariomycetes; Magnaporthales; Pyriculariaceae. The coding region runs from base 1 to 774 and encodes 257 amino acids. Gene Ontology annotation, molecular function: cellulase activity. The transcript has 2 exons.